Molecule: messenger RNA, 612 nt
Organism: Lasiosphaeria miniovina
Lineage: Eukaryota; Fungi; Ascomycota; Sordariomycetes; Sordariales; Lasiosphaeriaceae
Exons: 2
Coding region: 1-612 (203 amino acids)
Source: RefSeq, a predicted model, not a curated record
AUGGUGCUCCUCGCCACCUCCCUCCUGGGCUUGCUCCUUGGCUUCCGGGCCGGGGCAUCGCCAGCAGUAUGGAAUCACCAGUACGACGACAGGUCACCCAGCACAGCUCGACGCGAGACGCAAAGUCGGAACUGCACUGCCGAUUCGUUUACUAACGUCACCGACUUUAUCCUCCGGGAGUACCUGGUCGAGACGGUCGUCAGCGCCGACAACACGACACAUCUGCGUGGGACCCUCGCGGUGGAGAAUCCGGGCACGGGCGACACGUACCGGCUGUACCACAUCCCCAUUUCCUUGGGCGGCGGCGUGUGGUCCAUCUGUUUCCCCGGCGAUGACGCCCCGCUGCCGCCACAGCUGGCCAGGUGCCAGUACCUGAUAGAGAAAUUCGACAACAGGAUUGGCUUUCGCUUCGACUGGUACUGCGACGGCAAGAAUCCGGAUAGCCCAGUUCUGUUUGAUGCUACAGUGAUCGGAGACCUUCCCGCCGAGGUCUGCGUAGCUCAAAAUGGCACUAAUGGUGUAACGCAAGCAUGCCGUCUGCCGGGCGAUGUCUUGUUGUCGGUUGAGAAUAUCUCAUGGGAGGAUACUUCCGAGUCUGGACAGAUGGACUGA